AUGACACAGUUUACUGCCCGUGCCGUCCAAACGGUCAAAAAGUGGUUGAAGGUGAAGUGUAGUGAAAUGAAGCAAAACUGCAAAAAUCUCUACUCCAAGGCGUUCGUGUUGGAUCCCGAUGGGGAUCAUUUUUCAGUGGUUAAGAAAAUGGAACAAUUUUGUGGUUUCCAUGCAAAAAUUGAAACGACAAAAGGCGCUAUUUGUUGGGCUUUGCUCCGCCUUAUCAUACUUGCCAGAUUUUCUCACAUGAUUGGAAAAUUCAUUCUGACGUUCAUCGAGGAAGAUGACUUUGAGUACAAAUUCCUAGUUCACACUGUCACGUACAUGAUGUUCUACAAUUACACCCAAGUCAUUUUGCUACGAUUCUCCUACCAAGACCUGAGUUCUAUUCGAAAGUUUUUCAACGCUCGCAAAUAUCUCAAAACUGAUCCCGAAGCUCAUCGAAUUCGUUCGGCAGCGUACCGGAAAACGAAUUGGGCUAUACUUGGACCGCUGCCAAUGUGGACAUUUUUGUGGAUUUCCAUGGUGUUGACUGGGGUCUACAAAUGGCGAGUGCUCAACAUUGAACCCAAAACGUUAGCGUCCUACCCUAUCCUGCAGGCAAUCAUCAUGUAUGGUUAUCCGGUGCAAAAUUUAAUUAUUGCUGGAUGGUACCAGCUACCGGCUGUACUUAUUAAUUCGGUACUGCUCGGAUUCAUAACAGAGCUUAAGAUACUCACAGAUUCUUGUGAUAAGAUUAUAGAUAAUGCUGAAAUCGCAGUCGAAAAAGAACGUUUGGAAUCAGAAUCAACAGAUGCUGAUGCUUUAUUUUGGAAGCAUUUCAAAAUCGAGCUGGACGCUCGUGUCAAAGCUCAUAUCACCGUUCUAGCAAACCUAAUCAACCUUAGACAAAUCUUGAAGCCAUGCUUGCUCUUGUACUACUACACGUUGCUGAUGGUUAACGCUUUCAUCAUUUGUUCCGUCAAAAAUGGGUACUUCAAGGACUUUGCCUCAUCGGCCAUCAUAAUGGCCGUUUACUUUAAUGUCGAUUUUUUCAUCAUUUGCUACAACAUGUCACAAGUGGACGAUCUGUGCUCCAAAGCCGGCAAACGCAUCUACAACCUGCCGUGGCCGUACAAGUUGACCAAGACGGAACGAUUUGUGCGCGAAUAUCGCAGCAUCCGAAGCACCAUGAUGGUGAUGAUGAUGCGUGCCCAGGCUGGGAUGGCAUUCAGCUGUGGCGGUUUCUUCGAAAUGUCAAUGGGAAAAUUCGCCGAACUAAUGGAUCUGACGUACACGAUGGUGAUGUUUGUGUUGCAUUUACAGGAAUAAGAGGUAAUCUUCAAUUAAUCAUCACCGUAUUCAACAUGAGAAAAAAAAUUAACUUAGCAUGUCCGUUAAUCUAAGACAUUAUAUCGAUUUCCUUGAGGGCAACCAUCGAUGGACACCCCAGCUCUUUAGCAAAUCUCAUCCUAAUCGUCCAAGUGGCAACAUAAUUUCCAGCCAUUCUUAUCGCUUAUCACUUUAUCUGGCGCGAUUAUCUCCGAUCAGCAAAGUGGCAAACUCAACUGGUAACGUUUACAGGCACCAGCAGCAGCAGCCGCCGCAAUUCCAGAACCAACACAUAAUUUACAUUUCCCCACUUAUCCCCUCCCCCUCAACAAACCAACAAAACCAGAACCCACUUGGCCAGAGGAAAAUCCUGCGGAAAGCUCGCCCAAGACGAGAGGGGUCGGCAAACGCGAAUUUGCUAUGCCAUAAUUAUGAAUAAUGAAUUGGCAAUUUGUAGCACCAGCCCGCCCCUAAACUGCUCCAAUAAGGACCACCAUACGAAAAGUGUCCGAAACUCGUAGAACUGCCGUACGCAAUAUGGCUCCACAAGUGGCCGUCGAAUCUUGCCUUCGAGAGAGGAGAUUGGGUUCUUCAUGACCCGGCGGCAGCAGCAUGAUUAGGCAAAGUGUGUUUUUUGGUUUCGGGGUUUUCGGUUUUCGAUCGAUUGUUGAUGUGUUGAUUAGCCUGGGGUGGCAGCUGGCAGAAUGAGCAGACACAUUUUUGCUUCAGGGUUCACUUGAUAAACAUUGAAAUUGAUAGGAUUUGAAUCUGGAUGGCUUAAAAAAAUAUUUUAUUUAAAUGAGAUUGAAUUCAAAAUCAUCAAGUACUGUGCGUGAUUAGAAUUGAUUCUAAAGUAUGGUUCAAAAUCAUAAAUUAAAAGUUCAAAACAAUGGAAUUCAUUUGUCAGGAAUGAAAUGAUGGUCAGUUCUAUAAAUUAGAUAAAUAACUUUGAAAAAUCCGUCAAAAUAACUGGGUCAUUCUCCGCCAACCAAGACAGCAGUUUCCCCAACCCCCUCCUAUUUGCGCAAAACUAUAUUCCAAGUGGUAAUUUUGGUUCCUAAUUUCAAUCAGAUUUAGCUGUCUCGGACGUAAAUGAUUGACUUUUAAGGAAACUAUUAUAAAAUUUCUAAAAGCUAGCCUGACAUUUGAAAAGGUCGAAUGAAAACUUAAAAUGCUAUUCUGAAGGUCUUGGGACCAAAGAACUGGCGUAUAAAAAUAUUUUUAUUGGAUUUC
Culex quinquefasciatus (southern house mosquito) is the source of this 2544-nucleotide messenger RNA. RefSeq lists its product as uncharacterized. Gene Ontology annotation, molecular function: odorant binding; olfactory receptor activity. Gene Ontology annotation, biological process: sensory perception of smell. The record is from RefSeq and is a predicted model, not a curated record. Gene Ontology annotation, cellular component: membrane. The transcript is spliced from 3 exons. Bases 1 to 1311 code for a protein of 436 amino acids. NCBI's taxonomy places the organism in Eukaryota, Metazoa, Arthropoda, Insecta, Diptera, Culicidae.